AAGGCAAAGGAUCUAAAAUAAAGAUAGAAGAAUCUUUUCGUCUAAGAAGGAAGAAAUUAUCUUUACUUAUACUUCGAAAGGCUCGCUCGAAUGUCGUUCAUCUUAAUGGAAGCACUCGAGUCAUUAAUGGUCUAAUUAACUUCUCCCAUUGAACCCCAUUGAUCGAGGCACAGAACGAUCCUCUUGUUAUUUAACCAACAUCGAUCAUCAGCAAAUAAAACUUCGAAUUGUUGAGAAAAAUUUGUUGAGAAACUUUUCGAAGGGAUGAAAGCGGAUAUAAUAAUAAUCAUUUUUUUCGAAACGGUCCUCGAUCGGUCGUCGUGAAGCAAUCGGUAAAGUAGAGAAAUCUAUUCUUCUUGAUUAGAGAUCUCGAACGCUGUCCACAAGAUGAAAGAAGAGAGAAGAUAGUCGGCUACAUGUUGUCCCGAUUCAUUCGAGAUCUUUCAGUGGAUAGUGCCGUGGAAGAAAGAGGAAAGAAGAAGAAGAAGAAGGGGGAGGAUUCUGGUGUGCCGGUUUUGUGACCGUUCGGUCAGCGGGCCUUGGAGAAGUCCCGCGACGGUUCCUACUACAAAGUGGUCACAAUCGAGGCCGGUGAACGUAAUGUGACCCAGAUAGGUGAAGAGAUGAUGACGGUGACUCCGUCCACCUCCGAUGUCGCUGACAAGGCAGUGUCCACGGACGAUGGUGGAAGUGGUAUGGAGGUGGCACGUCUCGAAGCCGUCCUCGCCGCCCUGGUGGAGACGAAGGUGGAGGCGAUCAAAGCAUCCUCGGCUUUGGGCAAGCGUUCUGGUAGCGCGCCGGCCAGCCCUCGCCGGCUCAGACUCACCUCGACAUCGACCGCCUCCUCCUCCCUUAAUCACCAACAUCGAAGGAAGAGUCAUCAUCAUCAUCAUCACCAUCACCAUCAUCACCACCAUCAUCGUAGGAGGCACGACUCGGCGCCGUGCAACGACUUCAUCGAUGACGCCACCGAUCAUCGGCACAAUGAGCAUCAUGGUAAAACACGGCGGAGGGCGUCAGAAAGUCCACGACGUCCAAAAAAAAAGCGCAAACACUCGAAAAGUCCGCACAUCCUUCACGGUGUAAUCCAAGACGUCCCAACCGGUCUUGAUUCACGUUUAGAACUUUUUGGGAUGGAUGGUGAUCAAGAUCUCGCAUUGAUAAACUUUGAAAGGACUCGAGAAACUCUCAGCGAUUCCUGUGAAUAUCCACAGUUGCACCGAAGUGCCUCAUAUUUUCCCCAAAAUACUGCUCAAUUAAAAAUCCACUAUGACGACGACGAUUACGUGGCGUUGAACAUAGCGGAUGAGCUGGAAGAAGAGGAGAUCUUGAGCGGUACUGAGAAGAUCGAGGCACCUCGGGAGAAGUAUCACCGGCCACGUAGAAAGAGGAAGCGGAAACGGCGCAAAAUUAACAAUACCGGUCCUCAAGAAGAGCUCGUCGAUCCUGAAGAACUUCCACCACGGGCGCGUUGGACGAUCGUGGCCACAGCUUGCCUCCUUCUCACCAUGUCUUUGCUCUUGGUCGGGGUUACCCUCAGAAUGGCGCCAAUCAUCGACGACAUGGUGCGCAGAGAAAACGAGGAGCUGUUGAAUUCCCUCAACAGAGUCUUCGUAACUGAAAACUCAACAAUGACACUCUGAAGAAACUGUUUUCUAAGAAAGACGAGUGGCCUGUUUUGAUGCGUCUUUCGAAGAAGUUUGAAAUUGAGGCAAGAAGCAA
Messenger RNA from Apis dorsata (giant honeybee), 1722 nucleotides. RefSeq lists its product as uncharacterized. The coding region runs from base 624 to 1643 and encodes 339 amino acids. The record is from RefSeq and is a predicted model, not a curated record. The transcript has 4 exons. NCBI's taxonomy places the organism in Eukaryota, Metazoa, Arthropoda, Insecta, Hymenoptera, Apidae.